This is a messenger RNA of Brenthis ino (lesser marbled fritillary), 1701 nucleotides long. Lineage: Eukaryota; Metazoa; Arthropoda; Insecta; Lepidoptera; Nymphalidae. The record is from the annotation of a GenBank genome assembly.
AUGGGGGCAUUAAUAAAAUAUUUUCAAGACCUUCCUUCUCUGCGCAAGAGAAGAGAAGUACUGGUACAUCUCAGGCUGCGCAACCUGGAUCCAGUAGUUACAAUCAAACCGGUCGCCCCACAGCACCGUUUGCAUUACAAUAUAGAGCCCCUCAAUAUCCGUAUAGGUCGUAUGCUCCUAUGCAACCCUAUGCGUUUAAUUACAAUUUUCCAGCUUAUGCUGGAAAUCAGCGGCUUUUUCGACCCCAAUACAAGCCACAAUCAUUUACCGCGGGUCCACAAGCCCCGAGUAACCCUAGGAAAUCAUUUAAUCAACACGGCGCAUCAAACGAACACAUUAGCGUCAAAAGAAGAGGGAAAGGUGGUUGUUCUCAAAACUCUAAAAGAGUUAGGAUGGAUCGUCAACACAUCCAAGUGCAAUCCUAGUCCCCCAGAGGUCGUUGGAGUAUUUAGGUCUAGUAUGGGAUACCUGGAACAACAAGAAAAGCCUGCCACAGAAGAAAAUUCUGGGUUUACAAACUACUAUAGCGAGAUUUCUCACACAACAACAAGCGACGCUUCGGGAAGUUCAAGGUCUAGUAGGGACCAUGAAUUUUGCCUGUCUAGCUGUCCCACAGGGUCGAUUAAACUUCCGCUAUCUCCUGAAACAUUGCAUAUCUAUGCUUCAAAACAAUGUCAAGGAGAGAACUCCGCUACCAAUACAAGUAAUGAAAAAACUCAAGUGGUGGAGGCAGAACUGCGACAGGUCGUCUCUCCUUCACCUUCCACUUUUGACCCACUUCUUAACGACAGACGCUGCCGAGACCGGCUGGGGAGCAGAAUUAAACGGGUUACAGAUACGGGGCGAAUGGUCGAGAGAGGAAUCCAGAAUUCACUCGAAUCAAAAAGAGAUGUUGAGCAUAUUGAAGUGUCUUCACCAAUUCGGUCCUCUUCUAAGCCAUUCAUCGUUGCUACUUUAGUGCGACAACAAGUCGAUCGAUUCGACAUUCGUCUAGUUGCACAUCACAUUCCCGGAAAGCUCAACGGUGUUGCCGAUCGCCUAUCCCGGAAGUCGAUAAUUCCAGAGUGGCACCUUCUUCCUGCGUUGACACAGGUAGUAUUUCAAAAAUGGGGUGUCCCGGAUGUGGAUUUAUUUGCGUCCAGUUGUUCCAAAUUACGUCAGUCUGGAUCAAACGGAUCGAGCAGCGUGGAGACACAAUGCGUUCGCUUGGGAAUGGAAGUUCAGACUAGCGUGGAUAUUUCCGUCUCCGAACUUAAUUCAAAGAGUUCUUAUGCAUCUCAAUCGAGCGGUCGGUACAUAUCUAAUAGUAGCACCGAGGUGGCCGCAGGCGUUUUGGAGAGCGGAUUUAAAAGCUCGAGCUAUAGCACCCCCAUUCAAAAUCUACCAACUAGAGUCGAAAUAGAUAGAUCUGUCGACGGGCCGUCUUCCGCUAAAAGUAGAAGAGCUGACUCUCGAAGUUUGGAAAUGUGGGGGUGGUCUGAAGCAGUAGAAUCAUGGUCUACUCAACAGAAGGCUUUAUUGAUGGCAGGAUGGCGAAAAUCCACUCUUAAUACAUACAAACCUGCUUGGGAGAGAUGGGUAAAAUGGUGUCAAUCCUCAGAUAUAAGCCCUAUUAAUCCAGUAGGUGCCGAUUUAGCACAAUACUUGGCUGAUCUUCAUUUUAAACAUAGGUUAUCUUAUAAAACUAUAUAUAUAUAUUCA